This is a messenger RNA of Echinostoma caproni, 429 nucleotides long. The record is from the annotation of a GenBank genome assembly. Lineage: Eukaryota; Metazoa; Platyhelminthes; Trematoda; Plagiorchiida; Echinostomatidae.
AUGAUGCGACUGUCAAACUAUCCGAUUCCGGAACCAGCCGACCCUUAUUUCGGUACAAAUAUGCGCAAUUUACAGAAAUUCCUUGACCACAACGCAAAUGUUGCAGAUAAGGAAAAUGCCAUCGGAUCUCUUUCAGCUGCCGAGUUUGAACAAAUAUUGCUAAACAAUCUGGAUCGCACUCAGCUAAAAGAAGAACUAACGAACCGAUGUUUUGCUGUACAACUGUCCAAUCAUUGUCGAAUUCGUUUAUUAACGGAUAUGUAUCAACAGCGUCAGAGCAAAGUGCUCUUACAGAACUUGCCAUCAUCUCCCGUGGUGCAACAGAUUGAAGAGAUGUCGGAAUUCGAAGUGAGUUUGGAUUAUCCACGGACUCUUCCACUCCGGGAACACACAGUACUAAUGUUUCGAUUGUUAAAAAUGGAUUUCUAA